Messenger RNA from Dryobates pubescens (Downy woodpecker), 2287 nucleotides. It is a transcript of the gene GABRA4, whose product is annotated as gamma-aminobutyric acid type A receptor subunit alpha4. Gene Ontology annotation, biological process: chloride transport; signal transduction; gamma-aminobutyric acid signaling pathway. The record is from RefSeq and is a predicted model, not a curated record. Gene Ontology annotation, molecular function: GABA-A receptor activity; inhibitory extracellular ligand-gated monoatomic ion channel activity; benzodiazepine receptor activity. The transcript has 9 exons. Gene Ontology annotation, cellular component: GABA-A receptor complex; neuron projection; synapse. The coding region runs from base 255 to 1919 and encodes 554 amino acids. NCBI's taxonomy places the organism in Eukaryota, Metazoa, Chordata, Aves, Piciformes, Picidae.
GAGGUGGGAGCGGGGUGCCGGGGAGCGGCGGCGGCGACCGGCGCCUGUUGCCCCGAGAGAGUUAACGGUGCGGGGAAACUCGCCUCUCCUCCGCCCGUGCCGGGCGCCUGGCAACCGGGGCGCCGCGCAUGUAGGGCCGCCGGGGGCUGCCGCCACCGCCGCCGCCCCCCUCCUCUCCCGCCGGGCCCCGCGUCCCCCUCCCCGCCCCGGACAAGGCGUUUAACGUGCCCAGGCGUGAAGUAUGGCAUGCAAAGAUGGUUUCUGCCAAGGAGCCAGCCAUCGCCAUGUCCUCGGGUCUCUCCAUCGCCCUCCUGCACUGCCUGUGCCUGGCGACGUGUCUCACCGGGCCGCCAGGGCAGAGCAAAAAAGAGGAGAAAUUGUGGCCGGAGAAUUUCACCAGCAUCCUGAACAGCCUCCUGGAUGGCUAUGACAACCGGCUGCGACCGGGAUUCGGGGGUCCUGUUACCGAAGUCAAGACAGAUAUCUAUGUCACCAGUUUUGGACCUGUUUCUGAUGUAGAAAUGGAGUACACAAUGGAUGUCUUCUUCCGUCAGACCUGGGUGGACAAGAGGUUAAAAUACGAUGGCCCUAUUGAAAUUCUGAGGCUGAACAACUUGAUGGUUUCCAAGGUGUGGACUCCUGACACUUUCUUCAGGAAUGGGAAGAAGUCUGUGGCACAUAACAUGACAGCCCCAAAUAAGCUCUUCAGAAUAAUGAGGAAUGGCACCAUCCUGUACACCAUGAGGCUUACAAUAAGUGCAGAGUGUCCCAUGAGAUUAGUGGAUUUUCCCAUGGAUGGUCAUGCUUGUCCUCUCAAAUUUGGGAGUUAUGCUUAUCCAAAGAGUGAAAUGAUUUAUACCUGGACAAAAGGACCUGAGAAGUCCGUGGAAGUUCCUGAGGAGUCUUCCAGUUUAGUUCAGUAUGACCUGCUUGGGCAUACGGUGUCCACUGAAACCAUUAAAUCUAUCACAGGUGAAUAUAUUGUUAUGACAGUUUACUUCCACCUGAGACGGAAAAUGGGUUAUUUUAUGAUCCAGACCUACAUCCCAUGCAUCAUGACCGUGAUCCUUUCUCAAGUUUCUUUUUGGAUCAAUAAGGAGUCUGUUCCAGCCAGGACUGUGUUUGGAAUAACCACGGUGUUGACGAUGACGACGCUGAGCAUCAGCGCCAGGCAUUCACUGCCAAAAGUCUCCUAUGCUACUGCCAUGGACUGGUUCAUAGCCGUCUGCUUCGCCUUCGUGUUCUCUGCUCUCAUUGAGUUUGCUGCUGUCAACUACUUCACUAACAUUCAAAUGGAAAAAGCCAAGAGGAAGACGGUAAAAUCCCUCCUUGAAUUCCCGGUUGCUCCAAUACAAAGAGAAAGAAGCACAGAAGAGACAUUCACGAGCACAGAUGCCAAUUCAAACGUGAGGAAAAGAACCAACGCCACAGUACAGUCCGAAGCUGAUGGUGGGAGCCGAAUUGACACAAGGCACAGCUCCAUCCAGCCUCCCUCUGUAGCUCAGGGGUCUUCUGACAUUACACCCCACUCCCUUUCUGCAUCAAGUCCCAACCCUUUCACACGCCUCAACGCAUCAGAGACAUUAUCUUCCGCAAGAGCUACCCCUCCAGCUCCUCCUUCCACCCCAAUUUUAACUGGAUUUGUAUCCCAGCAUGCCACAGCUGGAUCCCCUUCCAUUCAGCACUUGCUUGGAUCUAGACUGGAGCAGAUUCAGACCACCACACCUAAUACAUUAGGAGCAUCUGCAAAGCCAUCUGCUGCCACACCACCUGCUCCCCCUGCCUCCCACUCUGGCACGAGUAAGAUAGACAAAUAUGCACGCAUUUUAUUUCCUGUUACCUUUGGAGCAUUUAACAUGGUCUACUGGGUGGUGUAUCUAUCCAAGGACACCAUGGAAAAAUCAGAAAGUCUAAUGUAGUUUUGCUGCUAUGUAGUAGUUCCUAAAUUAUACUCAUAUUUGAUGCAGAGUUUCUUCUUUUGAAACUAUUUAAAGAAAGAAAAAUAAGGGUCAAUAAUUCUUAUUUAUAAAAGCUGUGUGCAACUUUCCCGUUGUAAAGGCUGGAGUUAGUGGGGAUGAUUUAGUUCACUUCUACCAGAGGAAUGGGGAACAGGUUUGCCUUCCUCCCUUCAGCUAGCAGGCAAACCAUCACUCUCCUCAGACAGACUACCCUGGCUGCAAAGAAAUAUGCCUUUGGGAGGAGCAGGCACCUAAAGCAAAUGAAAGGCAGAGGUGCCCAGCUGUGCAGUGGAACACAUCUGGACUGCUAGGAGGAUGCAUGCUGAUGA